CAAAAAGUUCCCCUCCCCCACGAGAGGCCUCUCUGUUCCUCAUCUGAUCAGCUGACUUGAAUGUGAUGCUGCUGGAAAGACCUCUAGGAUUAGGAUUUGAUUGGCAAUUAUGAAUAUUAAACCAUAGGAAUUGAUUAGUGUUCGAGUAGUUUUGUCAUUAGAUCUCAGCACCCAUCUCUGUGCAUUUCGUUUUGAGCCUGUAGUCAUCAGUGUAUAGCUGUAACCAUGACAGAGUUCUGGUUGAUCUCAGCUCCUGGAGAGAAGACCUGCCAGCAGACAUGGGACCAGAUGAUGGUGGCCACCACGCGCAACAACAACCUGUCCACCAACAACAAGUUCAACAUCCCAGACCUCAAGGUGGGGACGCUAGAUGUGUUAGUUGGGCUGUCAGAUGACCUGGCCAAACUGGACUCCUUUAUUGAAGGUGUGGUGAAGAAGGUGUCUCAGUACAUGGCUGAUGUGUUAGAGGACAGCCGAGACAAAGUCCAGGAGAACCUGCUGGCCAACGGAGUGGAUCUGGUGACCUACAUCACACGGUUUCAGUGGGACAUGGCCAAGUACCCCAUCAAGCAGUCACUGAAGAACAUCUCUGAUAUCAUAUCCAAGCAAGUAAGCCAGAUUGACAACGACCUGAAGGCCAGAGCCUCUGCCUACAACAACCUGAAAGGGAACCUGCAGAAUCUGGAGAGGAAGAACGCGGGGAGCCUGCUGACCAGGAGUCUGGCUGACAUUGUCAAGAAGGAGGAUUUUGUGAUUGACUCUGAGUAUCUGAUCACUAUGCUGGUGGUUGUACCAAAGACGAGUUAUGCUGACUGGCAGAAGACCUAUGAAACGUUGUCUGAAAUGGUUGUACCCCGAUCCACUAACCUGCUGUUUGAGGACCAUGACAGUGGUCUGUUCAGCGUCACCCUAUUCAGGAAGGCCAUUGAUGACUUCAGACACAAGGCCAGAGAGAACAAGUACACAGUCAGGGACUUCCAGUACAACGAGCAGGAGAUGAAUGCGGACAAAGAGGAGAUGACACGUCUCUCCACAGACAAGAAGAAGCAGUUUGGGCCACUGGUGCGAUGGCUGAAAGUGAACUUCAGUGAGGCCUUCAUCGCAUGGAUUCACAUCAAGGCUCUGAGGGUCUUUGUGGAGUCUGUCUUAAGAUAUGGGCUGCCUGUGAACUUCCAGGCCAUGCUGCUCCAGCCCAACAAGAAGAACAUGAAGAAACUGAGGGAGGUUCUCAAUGACCUAUACAAACACCUGGACAGCAGCGCUGCAGCUGUCAUCGAUUCUGCCAUGGAUAUCCCUGGUCUGAACCUGAGCCAGCAGGAGUACUACCCUUAUGUUUACUACAAGAUAGACUGCAACCUGCUGGACUUUAAAUAGAUUUUCACUGUACCUGACCCCUCUGUUCUGUCUUUAUGCUGAGUACCCACUAACUUGUGUUUUCCCGUAAAUCUUGCUCCCAGUCUUGCUAUUUUCUCCGUUCUCUGCUCUGCUAUUUCCUCUCCUCUCUAAUCGUCCUCUCCUUUGCUCUCCUCAUAUCUGGGUGAUGCUGUUUAUCCUUGCUCUCCUCAGAUGUGCAUGCUCAUUCCUUGUGGUUUAAAGCACUUAGUGACCCCCUCCAUCUGUACAAACUGAGGACAAAAAAUGGCUUGAUGUUUAUUUUGUUGGUUUUGUUUACAUAUUUUUUGUAAAACAGCAUAAUCAAAGUACACUGUAUUUAAAGGCCCAGUGCAGUCAAAACAGAUUUUUCUGUGUUUGAUUUUCCUGUGUUUUAUAUAUAUUUCCACACUGAGGUUGGAACGAUAUUGUGGAAUAAGGCCAUUUUAGCCUGUUUUGGUGUGACUGGUGACAAAUUAAUGAAUAAACCAAUAUGAAAGUGUUCCAAACCUCUCUGCCAAUAACAGCUAGUUUUCAGUUUUUCCACCCCCAAUCCAAAACAGUCCUAGUCAUAUUCUUGCUUGAGAAAUUGCUCUUGCUAAAAUGCAAUUUUUUUUGUUACUUUUUGAAAAUUUUAAUUGAAAAACUCACUGUAUUUAAUUGGUACCCAGAAAGGAUUUGAUGUUGCAAUAAACCGGCUGCAUUGGGCCUUUAUGUGCUGAAACAAAUAAGAUCUCUAAAUAUUUAUUUCUGGUAGUUUAUGUAUUUUCAAUCAUUCCACGUCUGUGUUGUGCAUAUUGAUAGCUACAUCUUUGAGUGGCACUAUUCAUAGAUACUUGUGUAUGUGACCAAUGUGUUCAUUUACCUGCACGUCCAAGCAUAUCUGGUACAUGUUCAUGAGGUAUUGGUUCACCUUGGCAACAAAUAGUGUUACAAAGAUGCUAUAUUUGUGUGUAAUCUCAUGUUGUGUAUAUUUGAUGUUAAAAGAGAUAUAUGUAUGUGUACGUACGCAUUAUGUAUGCUAUGAAUAGAUAAAACAGUCAAUAUGAAGAAAAUGGUCUAUUUUGUAUGUGA
Messenger RNA from Oncorhynchus keta (chum salmon), 2445 nucleotides. RefSeq names its product V-type proton ATPase subunit C 1-A. Gene Ontology annotation, molecular function: proton-transporting ATPase activity, rotational mechanism. Bases 226 to 1374 code for a protein of 382 amino acids. Gene Ontology annotation, cellular component: lysosomal membrane; vacuolar proton-transporting V-type ATPase, V1 domain. The record is from RefSeq and is a predicted model, not a curated record. NCBI's taxonomy places the organism in Eukaryota, Metazoa, Chordata, Actinopteri, Salmoniformes, Salmonidae. The transcript has 13 exons. Gene Ontology annotation, biological process: proton transmembrane transport.